GAGGCUCUGCAGCGUCAACUAAAAUUGAAAAUGAACAACAAGGUAAACUAUCUGCCACAUGCAGAUGCACCCCAAGAUGCUAUCAUCAACAAUGCCGAAGAUCCAAGCCAACCUCAUGCAAAUGUAGACCUUGAAAUUCAGGACAGUGCAAGAGAAGACAGAAAUGAACUUCCCCCAGCAGGGGCUAAGGAUGUUGAACUAAAAAGCAAAAAAGAAGAGCCAAAAAGGCCUAGUACUACUUCAGAACCAACCAACCAGCCCUCUCCAGCUGCUGUUAAAGCAACUGAAGAUGCUGUCAUCAAGGAGGCCAGAGACUCAACAGGUGACGAUCCAAACCAGCUUCAUGCAGAUAUAGACACUGGAGUUCAAGAUAGUACAAGAGAAGACAAAAACAAAUCUCCAGUCCCCAUGGAUUUAAAACGUCAAAGCAAAACUACAGAGACAAGUAAGCCCACUAUUCCAGAAGAGACUAGUCAGCCCUCCCCAGCUGCUGCAACACUUGAAGAUGCGACUAACGAGGCAGAUAGAAACUAUCCCCCAGCCCCCAAGAAUGUUGAACAUGAAAGCAAAACUAAAGAGAAAAAUAGGACUACUGCUCCAGAGAUGACCAACCAGCCCCGCCCAGCUGCAGCACAAACACCUGCAGAUGCUAUCAUCAACAAUGCCGAAGAUCCAAGCCAACCUCAUGCAAAUGUAGACCUUGAAAUUCAGGACAGUGCAAGAGAAGACAGAAAUGAACUUCCCCCAGCAGGGGCUAAGGAUGUUGAACUAAAAAGCAAAAAAGAAGAGCCAAAAAGGCCUAGUACUACUUCAGAACCAACCAACCAGCCCUCUCCAGCUGCUGUUAUAGCAACUGAAGAUGCUGUCAUCAAGGAGGCCAGAGACUCAACAGGUGACGAUCCAAACCAGCUUCAUGCAGAUAUAGACACUGGAGUUCAAGAUAGUACAAGAGAAGACAAAAACAAAUCUCCAGUCCCCAUGGAUUUAAAACGUCAAAGCAAAACUACAGAGACAAGUAAGCCCACUAUUCCAGAAGAGACUAGUCAGCCCUCCCCAGCUGCUGCAACACUUGAAGAUGCGACUAACGAGGCAGAUAGAAACUAUCCCCCAGCCCCCAAGAAUGUUGAACAUGAAAGCAAAACUAAAGAGAAAAAUAGGACUACUGCUCCAGAGAUGACCAACCAGCCCCGCCCAGCUGCAGAACAAACACCUGCAGAUGCUAUCAUCAACAAUGCCGAAGAUCCAAGCCAACCUCAUGCAAAUGUAGACCUUGAAAUUCAGGACAGUGCAAGAGAAGACAGAAAUGAACUUCCCCCAGCAGGGGCUAAGGAUGUUGAACUAAAAAGCAAAAAAGAAGAGCCAAAAAGGCCUAGUACUACUUCAGAACCAACCAACCAGCCCUCUCCAGCUGCUGUUAAAGCAACUGAAGAUGCUGUCAUCAAGGAGGCCAGAGACUCAACAGGUGACGAUCCAAACCAGCUUCAUGCAGAUAUAGACACUGGAGUUCAAGAUAGUACAAGAGAAGACAAAAACAAAUCUCCAGUCCCCAUGGAUUUAAAACGUCAAAGCAAAACUACAGAGACAAGUAAGCCCACUAUUCCAGAAGAGACUAGUCAGCCCUCCCCAGCUGCUGCAACACUUGAAGAUGCGACUAACGAGGCAGAUAGAAACUAUCCCCCAGCCCCCAAGAAUGUUGAACAUGAAAGCAAAACUAAAGAGAAAAAUAGGACUACUGCUCCAGAGAUGACCAACCAGCCCCGCCCAGCUGCAGAACAAACACCUGCAGGGUCGACGAUGGACAAAUUCUUCACUGUUGUGACUGGGAAUACUCUGGGGUCUCAUAAGGAAUUAAUUCAUCGUCUCGCUGCCAAAAGACACUUAACUGAAGUGACGUCACUAGAGGAGAGUGAUGUCAUCCUGGCUUUCUGUCCCAUCGUCUCUCGUGCUGGGACUGAUGUUGAAGCAGCACUGCAGCAGAUUCCAGCUGGUAAACCUGUCAUCCUGGUAGUGCUGCAUCACACCUUUGAUCCAGACUACACUGUACCUGACAGUAGCAGACUAGUGACCAGAGGUGAUGUAAUACUCACAGUGGACUGUCUCUUCCAUGAGAGCAACGGACUACCGAAGUGUCCUCGCAAUGAAGAAGCAAUUAGAAAGAUUCUGGCCAGGCCAGAAAUACAGCCAAAGACAAGUAAGCCUGCUGCUCCAGAGAAGACCGGAGAGAUCCCCCCUGCUGCUUCAAAUCCACCUGAAGGUCCCAAGAACUCUGUGAUUACCAGCCAACCUAAACAGCAGGACUAUGCAAAACGGUCGACGAUGGACAAAUUCUUCACUGUUGUGACUGGGAAUACUCUGGGGUCUCAUAAGGAAUUAAUUAAUCGUCUCGCUGCCAAAAGACACUUAACUGAGGUGAUGUCACUAGAGGAGAGUAAUGUCAUCCUGGCUUUCUGUCCCAUCGUCUCUCGUGCUGGGACUGAUGUUGAAGCAGCACUGCAGCAGAUUCCAGCUGGUAAACCUGUCAUCCUGGUAGUGCUGCAUCACACCUUUGAUCCAGACUACACUGUACCUAACAGUAGCAGACUAGUGACCAGAGGUGAUGUAAUACUCACAGUGGACUGUCUCUUCCAUGAGAGCAACGGACUACCGAAGUGUCCUCGCAAUGAAGAAGCAAUUAGAAAGAUUCUGGCCAGGCCAGAAAUGCAGCCAAAGACAAGUAAGCCUGCUGCUCCAGAGAAGACCGGAGAGAUCCCCCCUGCUGCUUCAAAUCCACCUGAAGGUCCCAAGAACUCUGUGAUUACCAGCCAACCUAAACAGGAGACAAGCUGUUGUGACAUUUUCCUCAACAACCACUGUUGCUGUUUUCUACCCUCAAGUGAGACAAGCUGUUGUGGUAUUUUCCUCAACAAUUACUGCUACUGUGUUCUCCCCUCCAGAGUAUGUCCUACAGAGGAUGGGAACACUCCCCUUAUCCAAGAUAAGAGGGCAGGGGACCCAUCAUACAAUUGAAAAGGUAUAAAAUAAAGAAGCGUAUGAACAGUAUUGCAUAAAUUCUGAUUGAUUCUGAUACUUUACAUGUUUCACUGAGCACCACAUACAUUGUGUGGUCCUCUUGUAAUGCAUCCAAUGUCUAUGACUGAAAUCAAUUGCAGGAAGUACAUUUUCUGAUGAAUAUUACAUUAUGUGAGAUUUGUUUUAGGGGGAAUAGACACAUGCAUCUCAAUCAUCUGAAAUUAUCCUACUAUAACAUGUAGUGGUAUAUGCUCUUUCCAAGCCAUUUACUUUAUGUGUAGGCCUAGGCUACAACAUCAAACAAGAACAAGAAAUGUGUGCUUAAAAAUAUGAUUUAUAUAUUGAUAAUGACUGAAAUGGUUAUACCUGUGAUAAAACAAAACAAUAUAUUCAACAGUAUAAACGGGGUAGUUUGGCUCCUGGAUGAAGAUUAGCUAAAAGCUGUCGUAUAUGAGACAUUUGUGCCGCGUUCACGUGCUGGUCGGAACUCGGAAAUGUCUGUUUUGCUAACUGGUUGAAUGCGGCACGUGUACAACCAGUUAGCAAGUUGAAAAUGUCCAAGUUUCUUAGUUCCGACUAGCACGUGAGCGCUGCCUAUAAACCUGGUAGUCUGGGUCCUGGAUGCUGAUUGGUUGAAAGCUUUGGUAUCUCAGACAAUAUACCACGGGUAUGACUUGUUUACUGUUCUAAUUAUGUUGGUAACCAGUUUAUAAUGGCAAUAAAGCACCUUGAGUGUUUGCGGUAUAUGGUCAAUAUACCACGGCUAAGGGCUGUAUCCAGGCACUCCACUUUGCUCUGUGCAUAAAAACAGCCCUCAUGCUGUGUUCGUGACCAAGUUGGAAUUUACCACAUACGACUGGGAAAAAUACACCUGAACGGCCCUCCAACUGGUCAUUACUAGUGGGAAACUCGUCCAUCAACCUGAUCUCCCACUUCUCCCACAUGCUGACCUUUGACAUCGCCUAUUAAGAAAAUUACCUCUAUAACAGCAUUUUCAACAGUUAAAUGCAACAACAAAACAAUUCAUAACAAUUAUAUAGUAACAUGUUUCUUUAACUAUAAUUUGUUUACAAGCAUGAUAGCUGUACUUUUAGUUGAUCGUUUACACAGCUUGUUGGCCAUUAGCCAAUCGCCGUUUCUAAAUGAGUUCAAAGCACGUGAAUGCAUCCACUGGUAAAUUCCCACCUCCCACUUGGUUAUGAAGGCAGUAUCAGCUGUGGUAUAUUGGCCACAGACCACACCCCCUCGGGCUUUAUCACUUAAAUAAUGUACUGUACAUGCCUGAAGACAUGCCUUAAACAUUACUAUGCCUAAUAUAUGAGCCACUUACCGGUAUUAAAAAAAACAAAAGAAGCAAUCAAUAUUAACAUUGUGUAAUGGUAUUUGACCUUUACUUUGUCAGAAAAUGGUGUAUUGUUGUGACAAUAAUGACCUUUUGUGCA
Salvelinus namaycush (lake trout) is the source of this 4451-nucleotide messenger RNA. RefSeq names its product cell surface glycoprotein 1-like. The transcript has 31 exons. Lineage: Eukaryota; Metazoa; Chordata; Actinopteri; Salmoniformes; Salmonidae. Bases 31 to 3006 code for a protein of 991 amino acids. The record is from RefSeq and is a predicted model, not a curated record.